CCCUCCUUUCGAGUCCAAUCGGCAAUCGCUCGCUCAGCCCAAAGCAAAAUGGCAGGACCCGAGCCCAUCGGCCAUCGGCCAUGGCUCUCCUCGCCGCUGGACGACGACGACCCCCUCUCCGAGAUCCUCCGUCGCCUCCCGCCGCGCCCCUCCUCACUGCCGCAGGCCUCCCUCGUGUGCAAGCGCUGGCGCGACCUCGCCGCCUCUCCACAGUUCCUCCGCGACUUCCGCGUGUUCCACCGUGCGGCGGCGCCCCUCCUCGGCUUCUUCCACAACACCAACCUCGGCGGCCCCGACCGCCGCUUUGUCGCCGCCGCCGAUCCGCCCGACCGCGUCCCCGCCGCGCUCUUCCGCAUGCCGUGCGGCCGGAACCACAAGGAGUGGAAGUUCCUCGACUGCCGCCACGGCCGGGUCCUCCUCAUCGGCUCGGUGGGCCCCCGCCGCGAGGUCCUUGUGUGGGACCCCAUGACCGGCGCGCGCCGCUGCACGCCCGUGCCCCCAGAUGCAGGAGACGUCCGCCAAGGGGCGGUGCUGUGUUCCUGCGGCCUCGCGCGCGACUGCCGGUCCAGCCCCUUCCGGGUAGUCCUGGUUUGGUGGAUUGGGACGACGCAGCAUUGGAGGGUCGCCGCCGCCAUCUACUCGUCGGAGUCCGACGCAUGGAGCCACGUAAUCUCCGUAGAGACGCAGCUCGCACCAACCGUUCUAGUGACACAGAGGAACGCGCGGAAGCCCGGCGUUCUCGUCGGCGACGCAGUGUACUGGUUGCUUCCGGAGAGCCGCAUCCUCGAAUUCGACACAGUGAGGCGCAGCCUGUCCUUGAUCUCGGGGCCAGUGCACUCAGCAGGGUCUCCCUACUGGCAAUCCCAUCUUGUGCUGACUGAGGUUAAGGAGCUUGGCUACGCCAUGUUCAUGGUGACAGAAGUUAGCAUCAAGCUGUGGAAGAGGGACACUGGCAACGCUGCAGGAUGGUCGAUGCACAGGUCCGUUCGACUGGACAAGUGCCUCCCGAGGAUGCCGAUGCAGGCAAAGCCGUCAUUGCUGGGGUUUCAUGAGGAAAGCAAUGCAAUCUUUGUGUGGAUUAAUGCUGGCUUGUUCUUGAUCCAGCUUGAGUCGAUGCAAUCAAGGAUGUUAUGCCAAGGUGUUGGUGACUUUGAGAUCUAUCCCUUUUCAGGCUUCUAUCAUCGAGAUGCCGCGGGAACACAGGCAGACGAUGCGUGCAGUCAUGCGCUUCCCAUUGCCACUCUGACAAUGUGGCACUACGAGGACCCUCAGGGAGACUUGCACGGGCCAUUCUCGAUGGCGAUGUUGCACAGCUGGAGGAGCAAUGGUUUCUUCCCUGAGGACUUGAGGGUGUGGAGAACCGACGAGACCAAGGAGCAGGCGGUCCUGCUGACCGAUGCCAUGCGGAUGCCAUGCUAUUGAUGGCGCUGGCGCGUUUCGGAUCCGAGGGUCGCCAGUGGAGCAGUGAGUGAUUUGGUAAUCCUUGUGUUAGUGCCUGCCUGCCUGUCUUAAGUUCUGGAGCCUGAUCUUGGUGAAUUUGGUGGUCGGUGAAUGUGGUUUCUAGUACUUCAGGGAGGCUCAUUUGCUGUUUCCUUCCUGUUACAAACGUUACAGCCAGGCUAUGUAUGUUACCUGCUACCUGCUUCCGGAGUUGUUUGUUAAUCGACUUCAGGUAGUGUUUGGUUGGCUCAAAUGUAAUGUAAUCUGAUUACUGAAGGUAACGAAUCCUAUUAUAUAUGUUUGGUUGCGAUGGUUUGCAAUCAAUUGACACUGUAA
Setaria italica (foxtail millet) is the source of this 1776-nucleotide messenger RNA. RefSeq lists its product as uncharacterized. Gene Ontology annotation, molecular function: protein binding. Bases 49 to 1422 code for a protein of 457 amino acids. NCBI's taxonomy places the organism in Eukaryota, Viridiplantae, Streptophyta, Magnoliopsida, Poales, Poaceae. The record is from RefSeq and is a predicted model, not a curated record. The transcript has 2 exons.